UUCGUUUUAACUGAUAAUUCAGUUUCCCCUUAUGUUGCUUGUUAUCUCCUUACAACUACCUUAAAACGUUGUUCUCCUUGAUCUAAGUACUAUUUAGGCUUACUAGAAAUCAUGUCAUGAGGGAUCUUCUUGUCCGAAUAUUUGAUCUGUCUAUGAUUUUUAAUGACUAUUAGGUUGAAAAAGGUUCUUGAGUUAUAGUUGGAGAUCAAAUUCUGUAUGUAUGAUAGAUAAAGGAUAUCUAUAUCGCGUGAUUUGAUAUCUGCUCAAUCAAACGAGUUAAAAUGGUGUUAUAUAUGUAUUCGCGAAGCUUGCCGGGCAUUUCAACGAGUUGGAUAGAGCAGAUAUCAAAUCAAGCAAUCAUAGAUGCUCUGUAUAUCUCGCUCGCUCUUUCUAUCACUUUGAUUUUGAGAUAAUCUCCAAUACAACAAAAUACGUUUGUUCGUCUUCCUACACAAGAAAAAUAUGCUUAAAACCAGUUUUUGAUGCAACUUUCUGGAAUUACCUCAACAAUGAAUGGAAAUGGACUAAUAUAACGGUGAUAGAAGGAAGGGUAACACAAAUACAUCUGGUAUGGAUGGAAAGUGAAUGUACAAUAGUAUUUUGAAAUAGUAAUCUGAAAAAUAGAAUAGAACCCCUGCUAGACUCGAACUCGCGAACUACAAAUCAGCAAUCAUCACGCUAACCUACUGAACUACCCAGCUAGACAAUCUACAGAUCAGCAGUCGUCACGCUAACCUACUGAACUACCCAGCUAUACAAUCUACAAAUCAGCUGUCGUCACGCUAACCUACUGAACUACCCAGCUAUACAAUCUACAAAUCAGCUGUCGUCACGCUAACCUACUGAACUACCCAGCUAUACAAUCUACAAAUCAGCAGUCGUCACGCUAACCUACUGAACUACCCAGCUAUACAAUCUACAAAUCAGCUGUCGUCACGCUGAACUACCCAGUUAUACAAUCUACAAAUCAGCAGUCAUCACGCUAACCUACUGAACUACCCAGCUAUACAAUCUACAAAUCAGCAAUCAUCACGCUAACCUACUGAACUACCCAGUUAUACAAUCUUCAAAUCAGCUGUCGUCACGCUGAACUACCCAGCUAUACAAUCUACAAAUCAGCAGUCGUCACGCUGAACUACCCAGCUAUACAAUUUACAAAUCAGCUGUCGUCACGCUAACCUACUGAACUACCCAGCUAUACAAUCUACAAAUCAGCAGUCAUCACACUAACCUACUGAACUACCCAGCUAUACAAUCUACAAAUCAGCAGUCGUCACGCUAACCUACUGAACUACCCAGGUAUACAAUCUACAAAUCAGCUGUCGUCACGCUGAACUACCCAGUUAUACAAUCUACAAAUCAGCAGUCAUCACGCUAACCUACUGAACUACCCAGCUAGACAAUCUACAAAUCAGCAGUCAUCACGCUAACCUACUGAACUACCCAGCUAUACAAUCUACAAAUCAGCAGUCAUCACGCUAACCUACUGAACUACCCAGUUAUACAAUCUACAAAUCAGCAGUCAUCACGCUAACCUACUGAACUACCCAGCUAGACAAUCUACAAAUCAGCAGUCAUCACGCUAACCUACUGAACUACCCAGCUAGACAAUCUACAGAUCAGCAGUCAUCACGCUAACCUACUGAACUACCCAGCUAUACAAUCUACAAAUCAGCAGUCAUCACGCUUACUUACUGAGCUACCCAGCUAUACAAUCUACAAAUCAGCAGUCAUCACGCUAACCUACUGAACUACCCAGUUAUACAAUCUACAAAUCAGCUGUCGUCACGCUAACCUACUGAACUACCCAGCUAGGCAGUUAGAUCUAAAAGAAAUAGGCACGUAUUGCUAAUGCAUGUAUUUAUAUUUUUCAGAAGGAAGUCAUUAUGACGAUGUAUUAUUCUUCUUUAGAUAAAUCAAUAAAACUGGAACGGUGAUUAUAGAGUGUGUUAGUUAUUGGCAUUACAAUGUUUCUAAUUUAAUGUACACGUGUUUUCUUGGAAUUUGUAGGGGUAGGACUUCCUGUGAAACUCUUUGAUGAGUAUAUAUGUGCAUAUUUCGUUACUUCUGGAAUAGCUCCAGAGAAGAGGAUGUGGCCUGUUGAAUACUUCCUGCUGCUGCCGCUGCUCGAGUUUCUGAGCCGUCUAUGGAUGGCCGGCCGGGUCGGACUGGUUUCUUGUUGACAAUAAUGUUGAUGUCUCUCCUUGUUUUCGAAUCGUAAUUUCGAAGUAAUUACUUAUGGCGUUAACAUUUCUAUAACCUGUAACUUGCAUUAUGCCAAUGGACGCAAUGUAAUUCUCUCAAUUUUUGUAUAAUGGAAUAUACCCAACCUAUAAAAGUUAACAGUGCAUUUCGUUGUUUGGACUGUACUCAUGAACUAUCUGGCAAAACAAAAAUGAAUUUCAAGAAUUUUGUAUCACUGGCUGUCCUCCUAAUCCAAAUAUAACAUUUUCUUUAGGAAUUAACAAAGUCACAAUGUUAAACAUCUUUGUCAGAAUUUUUAAGGAAGAAUUCUUUGAGACUUUAAACUCAUUUUUUUUUACAAACAAUUGGAUAACUGUCAGUUUACAGACUGCUUUCAGAAGAUUCAGGACAACGGAGUCCUCAAACGAAGGACCAAUCUCUUAAUUCAUAAAACCUUAACUUGUAACUAUAGAUACAAUGUCAAAUAUUUACAACUCCACAACUAUUUUCCCCAUCUCAUUUUGUAAAGGAAAUUCGAAAGGAGAAAUUAUAAACAGAUGUUCUUUAUGUACAUCAAAAAGCAUGUUGAUGUUUGGGUAAUGAUUUGUGUUUGAAAUCAUGUGUAUGUUUUUCUUCAAAAGUAAUAUACAAUUUUUCGUGAAAAACCCAUCAAUACUCAAGCUUCACCGUGUAGUUACAGUAUAAUUCCUUAAUUGAAUACCUUUAUAUAAGAUAUCUGAUACCUUGAAGAAGAAACAUCCCACAGCAUCAACUUUUAUCUAGAUCAAUAUUGGUUGCGUUGAAUAUGUAUAAUGAACAUUUUUGGUCGGUCCCACUGGAGUUCAAUAUGAUGAAUACAUAAAUAGAUAGCUUAUGCUGAUGUUUGGCUGAUGACGGUAUGCUAGAAAUUAUGUGUCUUUUAAAAUAUGCACAUUGUCGGAAACACACCCUGAGCAUUCGAACUUCAAUAUGCAGUUAUCAAGAGCGAUGCGGCCAAUAAGGAAAGUGAAAGUACAUUUGUAGGAUCCUAUGCAUCAUAACACACAAGCAUUUCCUUUAAAUUUCUUAUAAGUUUUUUCUCCUCAAUUGUAAGCAAGAAAUAUGUAUCUGGUUCAGUAGUUGACAUGAAAACCUACUACUACUAAAUACUUAGCUAGGUGAUUACAUAUAAAAUGAAUAGACAUACGUCAGCGCCUAAAAAUAGCUAUUUUUAUUUUUAAUUCCUAUUGUUAAAAUAAAAUAUUGUAUGAAUAUAGAAAAAAUUAAGAAAAUAAAGCGUUCAACAAAGAGAAAAUAAAUGCUACAAACUGUGAUUACUUUAAGGAAAACCAUAAAAAGUUGGAUUGUCUCUUUCAAUGCGACCGAAAAAUUAGAUUCGGAAAAAAUCUCAUUUUAUUUAUCAAACUCGUGAUUAUAUAUAUAUAACUAUCGUAAUUUUAUUUAAUAGAAUCAAUGAUGGCUUUUGAUGUAUAGGAUGAAUUUAUUAUCAUAUACUGUAGGCCCGCAGUAUUUCUGAAACCUUAACAUAUGAUACCUUAACAUAUAAUCGCCCGCCUCCUGGCGGCUGAUAAUAAGCUUUGUAGGGAUGUGUUUGGCAAACAAAUGUUAUCCACCCAUUCUGCUUCGUCGUCACCGAGUAGCACGAUUAGCAUGACGCAAGAGGUUAACGUGGUUUGUAACGAAUCCAAGUGUCUUGUUGAUAGCCCUAAAAAGGAGUAUAACAACAUACAAACAAUGAGGAAUAAAAUAAAAACAUGAAUGAAUUUGAUAAAUCAGAUGCUCUAUGUGUGUUUCAUGGUAAUUGACAUUUAAAAAAAAAAAAUACAUGUAUAUCGCUUUUCUUUUUCUAGAGUGAAUUAUUUGUUACGUGUUUAAUGGGAUUUAGAUUGAAAUUGUUUUAUUUACCAAGUGUUAAGAAAUCAGCGGUAUUUGCUGAGCACUCUAAAGCCACAAAUAAUGAAGGUCAGACUUUUACUUAGUAACCUUGCAAUUUACUUCCCCCUUUCCAACUGAUAAAACGAACUAUGUGAUUGGUUUAUCGGUUUAUUCAUUUAUCAGUGGUGUUUGUUCAAAAGGACUACGAAUAUGUGUUAUUAAAUUCAAGCCAUGAUAUUUUUUAAUCAAUUUCGUUGCGCAAAACGGGACUUGCUAUGAACUACAUGACGAAUGAAAGUCACUUGCGUGACGGAUACGAUUUGCCAGUGUAUGGGUUAAGUAACGGACAUUUUUAUUCGCUGCACAUCCCCGCUCUAACAUGUAUAUUUCUCAGUCUUGGAUCCGCUAUUCUGACCGUGAUAUUGAGUUUCCGUCAAAAAUCCUACAAGUCUUUCUUCUCGUGGUACAAGAGCGAACGUUUGGUGGUAUAUUUGGCCGUAUGUGACGCUGCCUUCAACUUGGCCCACAGCUUGGAUCAUCUUCACAUACUUAUUACCAAAAACCAUGUGCAUCCAAAAGAACUGUGCCAGUUCUACGGUUUUAUGCUAGCUGUGUUUAUAUCUGCUCAAAACCUUAUGGUUAACGUUAUAGCAUUAAAUGCCUUUGUAUUGAUAUUCCUUGGCAGACAGAUAGAGUUUGGUAAGAUGGAUUAUCGGCUGAUGCUGUGGACGUUUGGGGUUCCGUUUGUGUGUGCUACAAUAGCUGGAAUUGCAGGGCAGCUUGGACCCAAUGGAUCAUUUUGCUAUUUUGACGGAGUGAAAGGUAUCGUAGCCAAUUUCCUGUUCACCACCGUUCCUCUCACAAUCAUCAUCAUCGUAAAUUCUGUUCUGUACAGUCUCACACUCAGAAGGAUCUACCUCCAAGAGAAGGAGCUGAGGAAAACUUUGGGGAAACAAAGAACCACAACGAGACAUAUUGCUGCACGCGCAAUGUCUGUGUUUGUGUUGGUGUUCCUGAUCCAGUGGUGGGCUAUGGCUGUAUAUGGACUCUGGUCCUUCGUAGAAUCGGAUGCAGUGCCAGCUCCGAUUUAUCACUUAGUCACAACUUUUUCGAACGUUGGAGGAAUUUUGAAUUUCGGUGUCUAUCUGUAUAUUAGACGGCGAUUACACAGCUCUCAAGCACCAAGGGAGCAUUCUUUGGGCCGUCGGGAACAACCAUCUGGACGAGCAUCUACGCAGUUGUCAGCAUAAUCGUCGAUAAAACACUGAACGUUACAUGUACAUAGGCUUAGGUGAGCUUUUCCGGUCAAAAUAUGGCUGUCGUCGUGGACGUUAAGUUUUCAGAAUUUUUAUUUUUCUACAACCAAAACUGGUCAAAAACUGCCUUAAUUCAAAGGUAAAUGGUAUUAAAUUUUACAAAUGAAAGGUUAUGUUCUUUUGCGAGGGGAAAUUCUUCUCCAGACCUGCUGAUCCAGAUAAGCCAACAUUUUCAUGAAAAUCUAACAUGCAUGCGAAAAUGAAAAACAAAUUCGGUUCAACUAUAGCAUCCCCAUGAACCAUGUCAUUUCCACAACUGGGAUUUAAAGGUUUACAUAAGAAAAUGUAUGGAAAUGUUGACAAAAAACACAAGGGUAUAAUUUGUUAAAUUAAUGAGCAAGCAUCCUCAUGUAAUAUAGAUUCAGUUAAUGACUCCUGGGUCCGGGACAGGGCUAUGAAAAGGAAGGGAAGUUAGCUCCUGAGCUUUUGAGCACAAUUGCGCAGAAUGCCACAAAUAAGUAUUCAGUGGUUCAUUACUGAUCCCAUUGGUGCAAACAUAUUACAUAUCUAUUACUGAACCCUAUCCAGUUGAAUUUUUUUGGUGUCAAUUCAAUUGGGAAAGGGUUUGGCAAGGACUCUAUUUUGUGGCGGAAGGAUUGAUUAAUCAAGAUGUAUGAUAUUAAAGUUUCUGUUUCAUCCAA
This is a messenger RNA of Ostrea edulis (European flat oyster), 6016 nucleotides long. RefSeq lists its product as uncharacterized. NCBI's taxonomy places the organism in Eukaryota, Metazoa, Mollusca, Bivalvia, Ostreida, Ostreidae. The record is from RefSeq and is a predicted model, not a curated record. Gene Ontology annotation, cellular component: plasma membrane. Gene Ontology annotation, molecular function: G protein-coupled receptor activity. Bases 4335 to 5309 code for a protein of 324 amino acids. Gene Ontology annotation, biological process: adenylate cyclase-activating G protein-coupled receptor signaling pathway. The transcript has 2 exons.